AUGGAAUUAGAUGGUGGAGAAAUGGGAGAAGGGGAGGAUGUAUUAGGGCAAUUAGCAAAAAUAGUAGGAGGGUCAAGGGAUAAAGGAAAAGGAGAUAUGGGAUUUAGAAAAGUAGAAGGAGGUGCAAACGGAAGAGAGAAAAUAGAGAGAGAUGGGGCUGUGGAAGAAGGAGAGAGAGAGAUAAAGAGGUGGAAGUACCAGACAUUUGGGAAGAUGAUACUAGGUGAAGAGAGGGUUUCUAAUGGUUUUUCCGUUUUUGGGGAGAUUUUGAAGAAUGGUUUCACUCCAUAUGUUGUGACUUUUAAUUUUUUGAUCAAAGGUCUGUGUGUAGAGGGAAAGAUUAUAGAGUCGAUUGAAUUGUUUAAAAAAAUUGUUGCUGUUGGUUGUAGGCCUACUGUGAUUACUUAUGGAACUUUGAUUGAUGGAUUGUGUAAAAUAUGGAAGAUAAAUGUUGCCAUUAAGUUACAUGAAGAAAUUGCUAAGGGGAAUGAAAAAUCUAGUGUUAUUUGUAGGCCAAAUAUUGUUACUUAUAGUUCUAUAAUUGAUGGUCUUUGUAAGGCUGGAUUGGUUGAGAAGGCUAGACAAUUAUUUUUGGAACUUAUGAUUCAGAGAGGUGUGGUUCCUAACAUUUAUACUUAUAGCCUUUUAAUGAAUGGUUAUUGCUUGAAUAAAGAAGUCAAUAAAGCUCUUUAUCUUUAUCGAAAGAUGAUUUCUGAAGGAAUUAGGCCUAAUGUGAUUAUGUAUAACACUUUGUUAACUGGCCUUUUUCUUAAAGGUAAUGUAAAAGAUGCACGAAAUUUAGUUGGUGAGAUGCGACUUAAUGGUGUUUUACUUUAUUCUUGGACAUAUAGCGUUUUCAUUGAUGGACUUUGCAAGAAUGGAUGUGUUUUGGAAGCGGUAGAAAUGUUUAAUACUCUAAUAAAUAAUAAGUUUGCAGUUAAUAUUGAAGGUUUGAGUUCCCUCAUUGAUGGAUUAUGUAAAACAGGGAGAUUCGAAACUGAUUGGGACUUAUUUUAG
Messenger RNA from Pistacia vera, 1017 nucleotides. Its product is annotated as pentatricopeptide repeat-containing protein At3g22470, mitochondrial-like. The record is from RefSeq and is a predicted model, not a curated record. The transcript has 4 exons. The coding region runs from base 1 to 1017 and encodes 338 amino acids. NCBI's taxonomy places the organism in Eukaryota, Viridiplantae, Streptophyta, Magnoliopsida, Sapindales, Anacardiaceae. Gene Ontology annotation, molecular function: protein binding.